Molecule: messenger RNA, 3705 nt
Organism: Magallana angulata
Lineage: Eukaryota; Metazoa; Mollusca; Bivalvia; Ostreida; Ostreidae
Product: calponin homology domain-containing protein DDB_G0272472-like
Exons: 15
Coding region: 959-2983 (674 amino acids)
Source: RefSeq, a predicted model, not a curated record
AUCCAGAAGAUCAAUUCUGAAUGGAUAGGAAACGACUUGUGUUCAAAUAUUUUCAGUUUGGAUGUUUCUUGGUCGAUUUAAUUCUUCAUGAAAAAUCUGUGCAAGAAGAAAAUGCAAUUCUCUGCUCUUAUUUUCUCCCAUCUAUGGAGCUGGUAACAUUAAAAUUAUAUUAGAUAUUGGUCUAUAAUUUAAAGGUAGUUUGAGUUUUAAUCAGUAAAUGGAAGGAAAGAAAAUACGAGUGGGCCGGCCCUUCAUAAAGAACAGUUUGUGAUUUAUAGAUUAAUUAAUAUUAUGCGAUAAUUGAAGAGUACAACGGGAUUAAUUGGAGUAGUUCAUUUAAUUUCUUCUUUUUUUCUUUCUUUCUAAUCUCGAUCAGGGGAUCAGUUUUAACUUUGAUGUACUUGAUACCUGUUCGUAAUAAUUGUGACCCUAUUAAAUAGCGAAAGGAUUAUGUGAACUGUGAAAGUAUAUAUAGAACUCCAGUUCUGAAAUGUUUCAAUGUGAUUUAUAAGGACACAGAUUGCAUUGCUUGUAAGAGGAUCAGGUAGAAUAUAUAUAUACAAAGGGAUUUUUCUUCCCCUGAAACAAAGAAAUGUAACUGAUAACUAUUAAUACAUGUAGAACUGAACAACAACAAUUUUGUGCAAUCUGGAUAAACUAAUAUCAAGGAAUUGUCGAUUUAUCGAUCCGAUGGAAUACUCAUAUUGCAUGGAAUAGUGUAAUUAAAGGAAUGAGGAUUUUUUGAACAACUCUAAAUCUCUAUAUCCUUAUCAAAAUUUUGAGGAGAAAUCAAUGACUUCUGGGUGUAGAGACAGUGAUAAGACUUGAAUAUUGUCGGAAAUGACACCUAUGGAGUUUUUCGGGUAUCUCCACUAAUUCAAAUGUGUUGAGGAAUUUACAGGGUAAUUUUUAUUUUCCGUUAAAGUUUGGCUAAGAAUUGUUAAAAAAUUAUUUUACAAUGACCGACUCUCCAAGAAACCAGAGGAAAAUGACAACUCGGACUGUGUCUGAUAUAGGCAUCGUCAUCCCCGACGAGAUCACUGAGUGGAAGAGAAAAAUUUCUCAGGAGAAACUUGAACUCAAGCAAAAUUUGAGCAAAAAAACAGAGGAAUGGGAGAAGGAGAGAACUGAGCUUAAGAGCAAGAUUGAGGAGUUAGAAGCCUUCAAAAGCAAAUAUGAAGAAGAAAAACAGCAAAAAGAGAGGCUCCAGAGACAAGUGGACAGUCUGUCCAUUAGUCAGAGUGAUGCCAGCCAGAAACUGGUCAAAGCCGGAGAACUCAACGAACGACUCCGUCAGGACAACAAGAAAAAAACAGAUCAGAUCGAGAAGUAUCAACGAGACACUCGAUUCUUGGAGGAUCGACUCCGCAAUUUGGAAAUCAGGGCUUCUGAAGUGGAAAAGGCUGAAUUAAUUCUCGAUACGACAAGACUAAAUUUAGAGUCUACAUGCGUUCAGCUUCGUGACAGAGAACAUCAAAUACGCAGAAUGGAGUCGGAACAAGAGGAUCUCAACAAAAAACUAGCUUUAGCCCAACAGAAAAUAAGUGAUCAGGAGGCUAAAAUAGUGGAUCUCAAUUGGCAAGUACGACAUGAGCUGACAAGAAAUGAAGGCAUUGAAAAGAAUCUUGAAAUGAUUCCAAAAUUGAAGGACACGAUAAAGGAGAAAACCAAGGAAGUGGAAGCCUUGAAAGAAGAAGUCCAGGACAAAACAGCGCUGCUUGCUGUGGCUCGGAAAUCGGCCCGGGAAUACAAGGACCAGAUCAGGGCAAUGGAGCACAAGAUUGAAAAGGCAGAGAAGAUGGAGGCAGAGUUAGAGAUGGCUCAGUGUGAGGUGCAGACCCUGAAGAAACUUCUGCAGGGCAAGGAUCAGCUGGUCAUACAGAAGUCCAGGGCCCUCGAUGUGGCCAAGGAUGUGAUAGAGACAAUGAACAUGUCUACAGAGCCUGAGCAGAUAGACAAAAUUGUGGUACUCCUGGAGAAGAUGGGUGCCACCUCCAAGGUGUCCUCUAAUGGCAGUGUAUGUGAAUCUUCCAGUGGGGAGUCAGACAGCAGGAAUAAUAAGAUACACUGUACACAAACAAAAUCAUCCAGAACCAAGGAUAUUGAUGUAAAUAGAAAUCCGUACUCAAUGGAUGAAAACAAUGUCAAAAAUCACAGACGACCCUUAUCCGGGGGAGGGUUUCUGGACAAUGUGUUAAAGGAUCAGGACUCCCACACUCGACCAAGAACAGCAGUGGUUAGACCGGUUAAACGGAGUCAGUCGUACAGAGACGCGCUUCCAAACAAAUUCACACUGCAAAUCAACGGACAUCAGAGGCCACAGUCUAGUAGUGAUCACAGACACUCAACUGAGAAAAAGACUAACGCAAAGUACCAGCCUACUGUAGAUUAUAUUAUUGGUAUUCAAGACAAAACUACUCUUAGCUCAGGAUCUCGUCCGAGGAGUGUGUCUCCAAGGUCACCUUCAUGGGGCUCGACCAAAAGUAGGUCGGAGAACUCAAACUCGCUGAGUCUUCAGUCUGUCAAUUCCUCCGAUAGCUCUGACUCGGAGGAUAACUCGACAAGAACUGUGGAGGUGCUAUCUAAACUCCGAGCCAAGGAAAGGGAGGAAAUUCUUGUUCGUUACGUUGAUGUGGGGGAUCGGAUUGUUAUCGCUGUACCACAGAAGCCACCCAGAUAUGGCAGAAAAAUUGCCCCCAAACCCAAAAUCUACACAGGAAUUGUGAAAUACAGAGGCCCAUUGGAGCAAAAGUAUAAUUCCAGAAUAUAUGUUGGAGUUCGAUUAGAUGAACCAGAUGGAGACACCGACGGAACACACAAAGGGAAGCGAUACAUGUAUACACCCUCCGAUCUAGGGAAGUUCUUUAAGCUCAUUGAUUUGACCUCCGUAUUGGACCCGAAGAAGGGGAAAUACAAAGUAGUCAACUCAAUCCUGGCUCAUCACUUAGAGAAAGGAGAGAAAGAAAUGUCUGCCAGUGGAUAAAGUAUGCCAGUGGAUGAAGUAUUUUACUGGAUAAAGUAAUAUUCCUCUGGAUAAAGUAUCCCAGUGGAUGAAAUAUAUUAUUGGACAAAGUAAAAUUCUUCUGGAUAAAGUAUCCCAGUGGAUAAAAUAUUUUACUGGAUAAAGUAAUAUUCCUCUGGAUAAAGUAUCCAAGUGGAUGAAAUAUCUCUGAAUAAAAUAUCCCAGUGGAUGAAAUCUCCCUCUGGAUAAAAGUAUUCCUCUGGAUAAUUAAAGUACCACAGUGGAUAGCGUAUCUCAAUGGAUGAAAGUUCCCUCUGGACAAAAUAUCGUUGUGCAUUUCUUUGAGAAUGUUGACCCUUGUUACAAAAUGUUAUUGCAUUAGUUGGUGCAUUUGCCUUGAUAGAUAAAUGGGGCAGUGUUUGGGUUGCAUGGGUUGAUAAAAAUUAUUUUCUGGAUUUCACCUGUUGCAUGGUGCAAUUGUCAGCACUAAGUACUAUACAAUGUUACACAUUGAAUUCCCCUCUAAUUAAUAUUUCGAUGUAUUUUAAUGCAUAUUGCACUUUAAAAAUAGUUAUGAUGCCACUUUACUGUAUUAUAUCAGUUAGAAAUAUGUAUUGGAUAGUUAAAUAUAAAGCAGAUCUGUGAUAUUAUUUAAAUACUUAUACACUGUCAUUCAUUUGAAUUAUUUAUCAGGUAACAAAAUUCAUGUCAUUUAUGAUUAUUAAACUACAAUGCUGAAUCAU